This is a messenger RNA of Cucurbita moschata (crookneck pumpkin), 2255 nucleotides long. RefSeq names its product U-box domain-containing protein 14-like. Gene Ontology annotation, cellular component: cytoplasm; nucleus. Gene Ontology annotation, molecular function: protein binding; ubiquitin-protein transferase activity. Gene Ontology annotation, biological process: cell surface receptor signaling pathway; protein ubiquitination. The coding region runs from base 240 to 2135 and encodes 631 amino acids. The transcript is spliced from 4 exons. Lineage: Eukaryota; Viridiplantae; Streptophyta; Magnoliopsida; Cucurbitales; Cucurbitaceae. The record is from RefSeq and is a predicted model, not a curated record.
AAACUUCAAUUACUUCACCUCAAUGGCAGCACUAUAAAUACAACCGUUCUUCAUUAACCCACUUCAAAUUCAACAUCCAUGGAGUUUUCCACGCGCCCCUGUUCUAAAUUUCUUACUAAAUCGUCCUAGUUUGAACAGUUCAAUCGAAAUCGAACCGAUUCUCUCAUCUGGGUCUUCUUAAAAUCCUCGAAAUUCAAGGGAUUCGAGGGCGAUUCUUGACCAUUUUGCAGGCAAUCGAGAUGGGUCCAUCGGGGAAGGAGCUGAAAGACAUGGUGGUGAGUCAACUGGGGGAGUCUUUGAGGGAGAUAUCGGGGCUUCCUGAGUAUAACGGCAUAUGCAAGAAGGUGUAUGGGGAUUUGAUUCGAAGGGUGAAGCUGUUAAGCCCUUUGUUUGAGGAAUUGAGAGAUGGAGAUGAAGAACUUGAAUUAGAUGUUCUUAAGGGUUUGGAGUUGCUGAAAAUUGCUUUGGAUUCUGCUGUAGAGCUUCUUAGAUCGGUCAGCCGAGGUAGCAAGCUAUUUCAGGCUUCGCAAUUAGAGAAAUUAGUACUUGAGUUUCAUCAUAUGACUGAAGAUAUUGAGGCAGCACUCAGCAAGCUUCCCAUCAACAAGCUCGGGAUCUCGGAUGAGGUUCGAGAACAGACCGAACUUGUUCAUGCGCAAUUCAAACGAGCAAAAGAGAGAGUAGGUUCAGCUGAUGCAGAGUUAGGCAAGGAUUUAGUCAUAUUAGAGGAAGAAAAAGAUCCUGACCCUGCAAUAUUGAAAAGAGUUUCUGAAAAACUGCAUCUUCGAAGUAUAACCGAUCUGAAGAAAGAGUCGUUAGCGAUCCAUGAGCUGGUGAUCUCGAUCGAUGGAGGAGACCCGGGGGAUGUUUUUGGUAAACUGUCGUCCAUUUUAAAGAAGUUGAAGGAUUAUGUACAAUCAGAAAACCCGGAAGUUGAAACUUCUCAAGAUGAAAAAAGUACGACUAUUAAACACAGAUCUCCUGUCAUCCCCGACGAUUUCAGGUGCCCCAUAUCUCUUGAAUUAAUGAGGGAUCCCGUCAUUGUCUCGACUGGGCAGACGUACGAGAGAUCUUGCAUUCAGAAAUGGUUGGAUGCAGGGCACAAAACCUGUCCAAAAACUCAGCAAGCUUUACAACAUACAGCCUUAACACCAAAUUAUGUCUUGAAGAGCUUGAUUUCUUUGUGGUGUGAGAACAAUGGCGUUGAAUUGCCAAGGAAGCAAGGUAACUGCAGAAGCAAGAAACCCGGAAGCAGUAUUUCAGACUGCGAUCGGGCUACCAUCGAUGCAUUACUGCUAAAACUGGUUAAUGGAUCUCCAGAACAGAAAAGAUCAGCUGCUGGCGAGCUCCGACUACUAGCGAAGAGGAAUUCCGAUAACAGAAUUUGUAUCGCGGAGGCGGGAGCCAUUCCGUUCCUCGUCGAACUAUUAUCCUCAAAUGAUACUAGGACUCAGGAGCAUGCAGUUACAGCACUAUUGAAUCUUUCAAUCAACGACAGUAACAAAAGAACGAUUGUCGAUCUUCGAGCCAUUCCUGCUAUUGUCGAAGUACUGAAAAAUGGCAGCAUGGAAGCAAGGGAAAAUGCAGCUGCAACCCUUUUCAGCUUAUCCGUGAUAGACGAGAACAAGGUCGCCAUCGGAGCAGCUGGGGCGAUUCCUGCUCUCAUAAGCUUGCUUUGUGAAGGUACUCCCAGAGGAAAGAAGGAUGCUGCUACUGCUAUCUUCAAUCUUUCAAUCUAUCAGGGAAACAAAGCUAGGGCUUUAAGAGCAGGCAUUGUGACUCCACUCAUGGGAUUUCUGAAAGACACUGGAGGUGGCAUGGUGGAUGAAGCUCUAGCCAUUCUGGCCAUUCUUGCAACUCACCAUGAAGGAAAGGUAGCAAUAGGGCAAGCCGAGCCGAUGGCGGUUCUGUUAGAGUUCAUCAAAACUGGUUCGCCACGGAACCGGGAAAACGCUGCAGCCGUGCUGUGGUCACUUUGCAGUACCGAUUUCGAGCAGUUGAAGCUAGCUAGGGAGCAUGGUGCUGAAGAGGCACUGAAAGAAGUAUCUGAGAAUGGCACAGACAGAGCAAAGAGGAAAGCAGGAAGCAUUCUAGAGCUCUUUCAACGCUUUGAUGGACCAUCUUCACCCUUGUAAUUAUAAGGCAUUAAUAAUACUAUAUAAUGUUGCUGUAUUUAUAAUGAAGAAAUUUUCAUGUAGAAUUAUGUAAUUCUUGUUUGAAAUUUAGUGAAGAAAGUGCUAGGCUGUUCUUUUGAA